This is a messenger RNA of Trichomonas vaginalis G3, 1236 nucleotides long. Its product is annotated as protein ubiquitination. The transcript has a single exon. The record is from RefSeq and is a predicted model, not a curated record. Bases 1 to 1236 code for a protein of 411 amino acids. NCBI's taxonomy places the organism in Eukaryota, Parabasalia, Trichomonadida, Trichomonadidae. Gene Ontology annotation, molecular function: protein binding.
AUGCAUGCAGCAGCUGCAGGAUCUGUUGAUGUUGUUAAGUAUCUUAUCAAACUUGGUUUUGAUACAGAUGAUAUUACUAAAAAAGGAUUUACUGCAAUUGUUUAUGCAGCAAGAUCAGGUUCUUUAUCAUGUGUUAAAGCAUUAAUCGAAGCAGGUGCAACUUAUAAAAAUGGUAACAGGAGAUACAAUUGUUUUGUUGAAGCAGCGACACAAGGACAUUUAGACAUUGUUAAAUAUCUUCUCGAUAAAGGUAUCAACAUCAAUGUCUCAACAAGAGAUAAAAAGACAGCAGCAAUGUGCGCGGCACAAGCGAAAAAAUUUGAUGUAUUGAAGUACUUAUUAAUGAAAGGAGCAAAAUAUGUGCCAGACAAAUAUUUUAUAGCAGAAUUUUCACCAGAAUUAUUUGAAAUUUUUAAGAAACAAAAUGAUAUCAAAAUGCCGCUUAAGGAUAUAUGCACAAGUGCAAUCUUAGAUUCAAAUGCUGCUUUAGUUGGACAUCUUCUAGAUAACUAUAUAGAUCUCAAAGAUAUUCCUGAAUAUAAUCACUGGAGUUUUUUCAAAACAUCAAAAAUGUUUGAAAAAGUUUACAACACAAAAGGUUUUCUGAAAGUAUUUGAUAUGAUAGACCCAAUACACUACGCAGGAAAUCUAAAAUAUAUAAACAUGCUUGAAAGCGUUGGCUGUGUAUUGAAGAAAGAAGCUAUCAUAGAAGGACAAAUAAUUGAGCGAAUUGUAACAAAGACAAAAGAUAGAGAUCUUGCUUUGAAAUUACUUGACAAAAUUGAUGACAUUGGAAAAUUAAAUCAGAAUUCGUUAUUUACUAAUCUCAUCAAUGCAUUUGAUAAAGGGGAAGUAACUGAAGAAAUUGUUGAUAUAAUAAUGGAAAGAUUUAAAGAUCGCAUUACUAAUUUUCAACCAGAAAGAUGCCAGAUUUUUGGAUUCAAAUACUUUCGUGUUCUUUUUGAUUCAAUGGAUGAAUCAUCAAAGAAUAGCAUAUUUUUUGAUACCAGAGCUGCAUUGGAGACCAAAUAUUAUGAUAAUUAUGAAUAUAUACUUAAUCAUGGUUUUGAUGCAAGUGAAAUUGACGAAAAAGGAAAUUGCCCUUUACAUUAUAUGAAAAGUACAAAUCAUGCAACAGUUGAUGAAUACAAGAAACUUAUCAAAUUAUUUACCAGCCAUGGAUGUGACAUAAAUACCAAAUUAUCACAUAAUGAAAUUGUUAUCUUCGAUGCUUGA